AAACACUAAUACAAACAAAAACAAAAACACAAACUAAAUCAAUUCAUCACAUUAAAUCGACCAAAGCGACUCUACCACCACCACUCUCUAUCAAUCCUCGUAUAACAGCAAACCAUUCUAUCAUAAACACAAAGAAAAUUGACAAUGAUGGGAUGAAAUAGGCAAGUAGCCAAUUUCCAACUUAUCAUUCCAGGUAAUUCCCAACACCAAAAAACUGUUCACUCCACCCAAAAAGGUAAAAAGACAAAUACCCAUUUCAUAAAAGUGUUUUCUUCCCCAAAAUCAUCAAACCAAAUUCCAAUAAUAUAUCAUCAUACUCCAUUUAAAGCAACCCCACUUCACCACCAUUACCAAGUUUACAGCCAACAUUUAUAUUAUUAUUAUUAUUAUUAUUAUUAUCAUAAAUUUAUUAAAAAAAAUAAAAAUAUUAUCAUAAAUAUUAAUAUAAAUUCUAAUAAAAUAUAAAAAUGGCGAUUAUUCCCUCCACUUCUUCUCUCUUUUCUUCUUGUCCGAUCACUCUUGUUAGAGUGCUACUACUCUCUUCUUGAAACCCCACAAUUUUAUUCUUUUCCUCUACCUAUAAUUCUCCCUAAUAAUUCCCCAAUAUUUAGAUUUUUUUUUUCCUUUUAAUUUCCACAAUUUCGCGAAAUAAAAUUCAACAACUUAAUCAUGGGUAACGUCGGAAGCAGCGGCCAAAACGGUGGAAAUCGACGGCGUCAAAAUAGCCGUCGAAACCACCCACAACCCCCACCACCGCCACCGCCACCUCAACCACCGCAACCGGAGAUCACCGGUAAUCGGUACGUUUUCGCAGCGGCAACACCGUUUCCUUCAACGGGCUAUUACCAGUAUCAUCCACCGGCUCCCGGAUAUUAUCCACCUCCACCACCACCACCACCCCUUUCUUCGGCGAUGCCGAUGCCGAUGCCGUUGCCAGCACCGUAUGAUCACCACCAUCAGGGCCACCAUCAUGCUAAUUGGACUGCUGGGAGGUACCAUUAUGGACCCAUGAUCCCGCCGCCGGCUACGCCGUAUAUUGAACACCAAAAGGCAGUUACUAUUAGGAAUGAUGUGAAUUUGAAGAAGGAGAGUUUGAGGGUUGAGCGUGAUUCUGAGAAUCCUGGCAAAUUUCUUGUUGCCUUCACUUUUGAUGCUACUGUUGCUGGGAGCAUAACUAUAAUAUUCUUUGCAAAGGAAGGUGAAAAUUGCAAGCUGACACCAACGAAAGAAAGCAUUCUCCCUCCAGUGAUUGUACACUUUGAGCAAGGCUUAGGCCAAAACUUCAUACAGCCUUCUGGAACUGGGAUUGCCUUUUCUAUGUUUGAGGAGGCUGAAUUACUCCAGGAUGUAGAUGUAUAUCCUUUAGCGAUAAAGGCGGAUGCAUGCCCAGCUAAUCUAACAGAUGCUGAUGGAGAGCCUGUUCCUGGCAGCACAAACUCUCAGAUAACUCAAGCAGUAUUUGAUAAAGACAAAGGGGAAUAUAAAGUGAAGGUGCUUAAGCAGAUUCUGUGGGUUAAUGGGAUGAGGUACGAGCUACAAGAAAUUUAUGGAAUAGGGAACUCGGUUGAAAGUGAUUUUGAUGGAAAUGACCCUGGAAAAGAAUGUGUUAUCUGCUUAUCAGAGCCUAGAGAUACAACAGUUCUCCCAUGCCGGCACAUGUGUAUGUGUAGUGGAUGCGCAAAAGUUUUGAGGUUUCAGACUAACCGUUGCCCCAUAUGCCGGCAACCAGUUGAGAGGCUUCUGGAGAUCAAAGUCAAUAAUGGGAAUGAAGAAGAAAGCAACUGAGUUGCUCAAUGGUUAUUGGCUUCUUCAGAUUGGUUGCUGCCAAAUUUUCCCUUUUUUAAAAAAUUUUUAUUUUUACGAUUUCUAUAUAUUUUAAUUGUAGAGCUCUUAUUUGCUCUAUUAUCCUGAAAAAAAAAAGUGAUGUAACAAAAGUCCUUGUAUAAAGGAAUGAACAAGAAUUUGACACUAAAAAUAUUCCACACAUAAGUUGAUGGGGUUAAUUGUAAGUAAUAUAGUAAAGUUUGAAUAACAUAUUGGUGAUUACUAUAUUUAUCUUGUUAA
Molecule: messenger RNA, 2064 nt
Organism: Chenopodium quinoa (quinoa)
Lineage: Eukaryota; Viridiplantae; Streptophyta; Magnoliopsida; Caryophyllales; Amaranthaceae
Product: probable E3 ubiquitin-protein ligase LOG2
Exons: 3
Coding region: 670-1785 (371 amino acids)
Biological process (GO): protein ubiquitination
Molecular function (GO): ubiquitin protein ligase activity
Source: RefSeq, a predicted model, not a curated record